This is a messenger RNA of Aegilops tauschii subsp. strangulata, 2000 nucleotides long. RefSeq names its product putative F-box/FBD/LRR-repeat protein At4g03220. Gene Ontology annotation, molecular function: protein binding. The record is from RefSeq and is a predicted model, not a curated record. Lineage: Eukaryota; Viridiplantae; Streptophyta; Magnoliopsida; Poales; Poaceae.
CAUAACUUUGGGCCUCUAUACUGCCCGUUAGCGGUUUCGCCUCCCCGAAAUGCUUCUUCCUGUGGGCAACCACGGCGGCGACGGCGACUGCGGCGCCGUUCAGCUCGCCGCCGAGAUCGAGGAGCUCUCCUUGGGUUCCACGGGCGGUCUAGGGGACCGUCUCAGCGCGCUCCCCGACGAUAUCCUCCAUUCCAUCCUCCUGCGCCUCCCUUCCACCCCCGCCGCCGCCCGGACCUGCGUCCUCUCACGCCGCUGGCGCGGCAUCUGGGCCCAGCUCCCGGAGAUCCGAUUCCCCUUCCCUUCCAACCCGGCCGCCGUCGGCCCCGCGCUCGCCGCCAGCGCCGCUGGCCCGGCCCUCCGCCUCCUCCACGUUGCGUGCCGCGACGACACCGGCGCGAACGCUUGGCUCCGCACCGCCGCGAGCCGGCUCAUCGCAGGCGGAGAGCUUUACUUCUACAAAAGGACGCCGGGGGAGGAGAAGGGGCAGGCGGAGGCGCUGUCCUGGCAGUGCCGCAACUUCGAGCUGCCCUGCUUCGAGACGGCUGCCAAGGUAUGGCUCCGCCUAGGGUUCGUCGACCUGGAGCUCCCGCCGACCGGCGUGUUCGCCAGGCUCACUGAGCUGCGCUUGGAACACGUGAAUUUGGAGCGUGGUUUCCAGCUCGGCGACAUGGUCUCUUCGCCACGGUGCCCGGCGCUGCGGGAGCUCUGCAUCGCGAGGGCCUGGGGAGUGGUCAGCCUCUGCAUCAUCUCGCAGACACUUGAGCGUCUUGAAUUGGAUAUUCUGCAUGGACUUGAGGAGCUCACUGUUGUUGCGCCAAUGCUCAGAGCGUUGAAUGUGCACGCUUGCUUUGCUUGGAGGAAGCCAGUUGCUGCCAUUUAUGCAUCCAGGCUGGAGGUUCUCUGGUGGAGUGAUGCAUUUGAUCCGAGCUUCGUGCUGUUCGGCGAGGUGGAGAAUCUCCAGCAGCUGACCACCUUCGACAUUCAUGUUUAUGGGCGCUUUGAUUACGCACUCCUUCAGGAUUACGUGAUGCUCUUACAGCACUUUCCAACUGUCUCCUGCCUUGACCUCAAACUGAACUAUCAACGUGAUUUAAGUCAGUAUGAAUACUUGAUGGGUAUCAUAACCAAGCUUCCCAACAUUAAGAUUUUGUCUCUGUGGUUACACACAAAAGGACAUGCAAUUGGGCCUUCUGUGUUCCAUCUGCUGAGCAAAUGCCCUGGUAUUAGAGAGCUGAAGCUGACAUUACUUGAUAACUUACAGGUGGAUACACCAUGCACAUCGGUUUGUGCUUGUGGUCAGCAACAGAACUGGAGUACAUCUUACACCUUGGAUGUCCUUGACGAAGUGGAAAUCCGUAACUUCAGAGGAUUGGAACAUGAUUUUGCCUUCGUGGAUAUGCUGUUUGGUGUGUCCACGGCAAUAAAGAAGAUGACGAUAACACUCCAUCAUCUGGCCAGUCCAAGUGAGGAGCUCUGCAGCUUGGGCAACCUGGGGACCUGUUUCGAAAUAAAUUAUAAUACGAGCGAGGUGUCGUAUGCACCGCCCGACAGCCUGUUCCCAAAGACUCCGGAUGACUGUUGCGAAUAGUAAUUGUGCAGCGAAAUUGCUCCACACACGACAGAGUGUGGCCGAUCUAUGCACGACCAAACAAUCGAGCGGACAUUGCACGGCUGUGGACAAGAUUCCCUGGCUGGAUUUUAUCGCCGUGCGCUGGUCGUCCAAGUUUUGUCGUCCGCCUAGCACUGCUCAUUGUGCAGUUUAGUCUCGGGCCCUGAUGCCCUUGAUGCGGUAUCUUGAUGUGGAUUAGUUGCAUACCUUGAAAAUAUUUUUCCUUCUGAAAGAAGAUCCUUGCAUUGUCACCAUCCCUUGUUGCAAACUAUAGAGGAACUGGAUAUUUGUGCCAACUUGCUGUUGUAUCAUGUUUCAUGUCAGGACACAAGCGUGAAGAUAUGCUUCUAUAAAGCUGUGUUCCCAACUGCAAAUGUACAAGUUUCGUUAA